Messenger RNA from Enterobius vermicularis (human pinworm), 6030 nucleotides. Lineage: Eukaryota; Metazoa; Nematoda; Chromadorea; Rhabditida; Oxyuridae. The record is from the annotation of a GenBank genome assembly.
AUGAGUAUUUCUCCUAAUCCUGAGGAGCAGGAGGUGGAGCUAAAUCCAAAUGAUAUUUGGUUGAUGCGCGCUGCAGGAGGAGAGGAUGAAAUUGAAGAUGGCUUAGCAGCUGGAGCUCCCCGAAGAGAUGAGGACCAAUUUUCUUUUGAGGAUUCUGAACGUUUCGAGGAGGAUUCUUUAUGUUCUUGGGUCUCGGAUGCUGAAUCACUAAACCAAAACUGGAGAGGAUGGAAUGCGCCAAGAAGCUCCAACUCUCAUCUAGCUGACAUACCAUAUCCUGAAGCCUUGCCGAUUGCAACGACUUCCCAUCGUUAUUUAAGUGGUUAUUCAAGCGGGUCACAUCGUUCACGCCAUUCUUCUAGCGGUACACUGAAAGUCAAUUCUCCAACUGCUGGUUCAUCCUACCAAAGUUGUAUUAGGAAUACUCGAACAGCAAGUUCUUCUGUCAGUUGCCCGCGUAGUCUCGCAGAACUAGCAGCUCGAAAGGCUGCGAAAUUUUUUUCAUUCAGUGCUUUGGAAGCUUCUUAUCGCAGCAUUACUAAAAUUAGAACAUAUCAAGAUCCUCAGAGAGGGGGAUCUUUUGGCUUUGGAAAUGACUCUUUAUCGGUGGACGAUUCCUUAGCUCAUGUUGCCAUCCCUGAUAAAUUCUUUCUGAGUAUAGUGCGAUGGUGUUUCCCAGAAAGUGAAGAAGAUAUCCGGUUAUACAGCUGCUUGGCGAAUGGAAAUGUUGAAGAGUUUGGUCGUGGUGAAUAUUUGUAUCAAACAGACGCAGUGCGAAACGUUUUUCAGAUAGGUUAUCAUCUUUCUGCAACAGUUGUGGGAUCAGUGACUGGAUCAAUGAGUGGGGAACUCAUGAAUCCAAGCGUUUCUCCAACUUCACAAAACGUACUUCAGGGGAGGCAGUUGUGUAAAACAGCUCAUAACGUUUCGGUUACUAUCGACAGGUGUCGUAUUGUCUCUUGCACUUGUUCUUGUAAUUAUAAAGCUUCUUGGUGUCAGCACGUUGUUGCUGCUUGUUUGCAUCGCAUAAAUCGCUGUCAAGAAGUUAGUUAUCGUGUCACUAUAUGGGAUGCAAUAAAUGAGUUGGAUUUGAGGGAGUUGAAAAAAUUUGCUCAGUUCUUUAUUAACGAAUUGCCGCGACAGUAUCUUCCGUUAGCCCAGCAUUUGAUUGACCAACUCCGUGACGCAAAUUCUGAAAUACACACUGCGAUUGGCGCUCCGGACCCAACUGAUGGAGCACAUGAUGAUGUUGCCAUCUGGUGUUUAGAUCAAAAAAUGUUGCACGAAAACAUCAGAAGAAUUCUUGCUAAAUUUUGCCUUCCUUCGCCAACAGUUCAUUGUGAUGUUCACUACCUCUCUUCAAGUCAGCCAGCUGCAGCUGCUGAGUGGCAAUUGCUUCUUCGACCUCAUCGUUCUAAAGAACCCGAAGGCUUAUGGAAUCUAAUGUCUAUUGUUCGAGAAAUGUUCAAACGGCAUGACGAAAAUGCUACGACACUCUUGCACAUUGUCACAGAAGAGUGUUUAGGGAAUCCUCAGGUCUUGAUUUGGUGGUACCAGACGUGUUUGACUUACUCCGGAAGCUGGUUUCUUUGUUCUGCUGGUAACAAGCCGAACCCACUUAUGUCUAAUCAGAGUGUACCUCAGUUCAGUUGUGCAUCUCUUUGUGAAGAAAUUAUGCAGUUGUGGAGGCUUGCUGUUUUGAACCCGCGUCUUUCUUCUUCUGAGAGGGAACAGUUGGGGACUUAUUUACAAUUAUAUCAUCGAAGUGCUUGCGAAAAAAUAUGGAAGAUCAUUUGUUCGUCGGAUCCAAAGAACACGGGGCAGUCCCAAGGUGUGCCGUUGGUGGUCACAGUUGUUGAUCGGAAAGGGGAGCGUUUAUCAUCAGAAAAUGCUCGCUUUACAGUAGAUCUUUUUCCUGGCUUUUUCAAUGCUUUAAAAGCCUGUUAUGUCAGUUGGGAUGUGUCUGAAUGCGAAAACAUUGACAAUCAUGGCACCAGAAACCCUAGCAUUGAUCAAUUCUUUUCCGCCUUAGUUUCGUCUUCGCAGUGUACUUCUGAGGCAGCAGAUUGUGGUUGUUCUUUUGGAUUUAGCCAUGGGGCUUCUCAUCGCUGCAAUCGUUUCAUAGAAAAAAUUUCGGAGAAUGAAAUGCCAAGCACCUCGGGAUGUCGAAAUGCCCGCCAUCAUCAUCAUCAUCGGAAUACAUAUCAGCAGAGUUCCUCUCACUCUUCAAAGCGUAAAAAGAAGAACAAAAUGUUGCGAAAGAGAAGUCAUCAGUCACAGUCCUGUAGUAAAAACACAGAUGCUAGGUUUGUACAGCUGGAUGUUCAAAAUGUGCGGGAACAGGCUGUAAGCGAAGAGGUCGAAGAAGAGAGUGCGGAGUCAGGUCAAGAGAGUGAAGAUACCGGUUCAAGUCUAAAGCCAUUAGCAUCUAAUAGUCUUCAUAUCAAUUCUUCAAGGGACGGAGCAGAUCCAAGGAAACUGGAGUUGCCUUCUGGCGAUAUUGAUGAAUUAUUUGCUUUUGCUCACGAACCUAUGUCUGCCUUUGACAUUAAAUUCACGAAAUACGAGGCUUUGAUGUCUCAUGGCUUCCAUCAACUUGCUUGCAAAAUUGCUGUCGAGUUGGCAAAUGAAAUAAUGAGGAGACCGAGGAGGAAUAUCAGUGAAGGCCUGAGGCUGCAUAGAGAAUUUGAUGACUUAGCAGAAGUCUCGGAAGACGACAAUACUCUUUAUGACUAUCCCAACUUGGGAACUGGACUGCGGCCUGCGGAAAGCUGUCAGAAUGCAUUGGUUAUGCUCACUAGGACAAACUGUUUGGUUCAAACGUUAAUGAGGGAACGAACAACAUAUAAACUUGCUUUCGCACUUGCUAUAUUUGUCUUGGAAAUGCCCAGAAGUCCUGCAUCUACAAAAUUUCUUGAAGUCAAAUUGUACCAUCUUGAGACGGAACUUGUUUCCCUUCUGCGUCGCAUUGAGAUAACUCAGUCUGAAUUGAAUAUAAUUAGAGAGUGCGCACGAAGGUUUAUUGCGAAUGUGCCGAUAAGAGCCGCCAAAACUUGUGUUUUACCUAUAUCCCUUGCACACUACAUAUUAGAUGCACUUUCUUACACACAUAAUGUUACAGCAGCAUCUCAAGGGUAUUUAUUUUUUUCGUUAAAGUCAAUUGCAUUGGAAGUACUGAACAUGAAACUAAUGGUUUCUGAAGCAGAUUAUCCUAUGUUGUGUGAAAGCACUCGACGACAGCGUGGCGAACUUGCACUUACCAUGUUGAUGAGGUACAAGGACUCACUUGAAAAUUUGGCCGUUGUUCUUGACGGUCUGCUCGACCCUAGAAUGCAUCGGAUGUACAAAGUUGGAAUGGAUUUUGUAGCUGUUUCUGAAUGGAAAUUUUUUAGGGACCAUUUGUCAAACGCGGCAUAUUUUAUCGAACAAGAUGUAACGCAUAACCGACAUUUUUCUGGGCAGCGCCCUAAGUUUCCCCCUCAUGGGCAGGAUGCACAGUGGUUGAAGGAAAAUGCUCCGCAGCAAUGUGACGUUCCUGAUGGAUUUGUCAGUGUUCACUUGACAGGUGAUAAUGGCGGCCCAUCUAUGUCUAAUUCACGGAACAUGGCUCAAAAAAGUGUGGAAGGUGAACUGUCGUGUUUAAUGGAAGCUUUUUCAACGUCCACGGGUGAUGCUGAAACGUCUAGUUCGCGAAAAAAUGAUGCCUCGGAGGACGGUACGGACGGUACAUCGGAGGACAGCAGCUGCGUGAAAGAUUAUGGAGCUGCUCUAGAAAGCCGUUCUGCUUCUGGUGAAGGGUCGGGUUCUGCUUCUCCUUCUCAUUGCACAUCAAGAAGAAGUGACUCUUUAACCGAUGCACCUGUUUUAACUGUACUUCGUGCUGUCGAAUUAGGUUCUUCUUACUUCCGAAAUCCAAGGCGAAAACUUGUACCAAAUUCUCCCAAUCAGCCGUCAGAAGCUCAUGCACAUUACAUGAUGGAACUGGCUAAACGCUUGUUUGUCGAAGCAGGUGGUAGCCAGAGCACUGCAGUCUUUAACGCUACACAAAACCUUGGAAUGCAAAAUAAUCCGCAACAUUCUGGACCUCAUCGCCAAUUGCAUAUUUGUUCCUUUUUAAUUGGCUUGUAUGCAUUGGGACUGAGCAAUUUGGUUUCUCCCAGUUGGCAGACUCGCACGUAUAGUACAAAUGUGAGCUGGAUUAACGGUCAGGCUAUCGAAAUAGGCUGCCCAGCUAUUCGUAUUGUGGAGCGCGUUUGGGAGUCCCAUUUAACUCCUACGGAAGCUGCGGACUUAGCUGAUAAGGCGAGUCAGAGCCGCGAUCCAGGUAUGGUUGAGUGUGCCGCGAAGCUUGCUUUAAGCGUUCUUCCAAAAGCGUAUGCACUUACGGCAACAGAGAGCCAGAAAGCUUUACAUCAGUGUAAAGAACAAAGUAAUGAAAUGCUUGAAAGAGCAUGUCAUGCUGUAGAACAAGCUGCUGAAAAGGAUGGGGUUUACCCUGAAGUUUUAUUUAAAGUUGCACAUUUGUGGUACGACAUGUUUUGUGAUUACGACUCUUCAACAUCCAGGCAGUGUACUUCGAACCCUCCAGCUACUUCUGUUUCUGUGUCUCAAGGCUCUUUACCUUCUAAUCCGCCUUCGAGUAAUAAUGUUCGCAUACAAAAAUCACAGGCUUUUUCUCCUUACGUAAACAACACUCCACCUAUUCAAGUGCCUAUGUACCAUCCUCGUCAACAACCACUGUAUCCUCAACCUCAGUUCUACCAACUACCGCCACAUCACUCUCAUAGCGCUACGCGACCUGCUGUUGUUUUGGCUUCCGGUUCUCCUGUUCAGCCUCAGAUAAUUGUACCUUGUGGUUUGCGACAAGGGAGUGUUGUCCAGCAAUCAGUAGUUCGUUCAAUGGCACAACAUAAUGGGCGUCAUUCUGGCCAACAGUCUGUCCCACGCACUCUUGCGCAGCCCAUCCCAGUCAAUGCCGCUCAACAACCAGUAAUAUUCAAUCCUGUUCAGCAUCAGGUUGUUACUGGGUAUCCGCAGUCUCAACCAGUAGCUCAUUCUGCUCGAGUUCUGCAUAUGAGUCAUUCAGCUCCAAACCUGAAUCCUGUUCAGAUUCCGGUGUGUCGUCGUGGAGUGCCAUCUCAUAUGACGUCAAGUGGGCAACAUUACGGGCAGGUUACAACUAUACCUGAACAUGUUCCUCCGAAUCCGCUAGUGACGAGACAACAUCAACCUACUCCCAAUACAGUAAUAACACCUAAUCCAUUAUCAAGUCAGAUUGGAAACCCAGGAAUUAUAUAUCCUGCCUAUUACGGACAAACGUCACAGGUCAAUCCAUCCACUAUUUUCAAUGGUGAUCCACGGAUGGCAAAGCUGGUUCAUGCUCAUAGAGUUGGAAUGAAAGCUAUGGAAACUAUGGGAAAUCGUAAUCAUGAUGACACCAGAGGUUAUGCCAAGUUUUCACAGAACCCUGCUUAUGCUGAUGACGUUCAGUGGUUGUUUUCAAUAGCUGCGAAGUUAGGUGGUGUCUUCGUACAAAGCUUUUGUGAAGUGGCUGCGCGUGCUGUUGCUUCUCCUUUCAUACUUUUCAAACUAGUACUGGAGUCUCGAGAGGUUAUAAUUCAUUUUAAUUUUUGUAUUCAAAAGCAUGCCAUCACAAGUUGGUUACCACCCCUUCUCGACGUACGUAUUAUAAUGGUGCAGAAUGGCUAUGACCCACCUACUGCCGACUUGAUGCAGCACUGUGUUGAAAUGUUUUAUGCUGCGGCUAGCUCAAAACUCAGCCAUCCACGAUUUGUUCCUUCAGACACUGAAGAAGUCUGUUCAUUUCCAUUUUAUCCUUGUUUAGUGCCAGUAUUGUAUUCUUAUACAGUAGUUCAGCUAAUAAGAACAGCUAGAGAUGCUUUUUAUACCAUUCCUGUUCAUGGGAAGCCUAUGUUCGAAGAUUUUUUAAGACACGUUAAGAAGCAGAAAGCUUGUAAACGUGACGUCGUGGAAAGGAUCAAAAGCUGUUUACAGCAACAACCAAGUUAA